UGUGUUGGGCUUAAAUGAACGAGAGAGUAACACGGACAAAAGGAGACUGUGGAAGAUUAAGAGGGGCAAGAAAUCAAGACGAGGUAGAAAAUAAAAAUAAAGAAGAUACAAAAUAAAAGAAGAUGAUGAGAGAGAAGGUGAGCGGCUAUGUGAGAAGGAGAUCUAAAAGAUAGGGUCUUGGAAAAGAAUGUUUAUAUAUUAGAGAUUGAAUGGUUGAGAUUAUUUCAAACUAUUCCCCUGCCCAGAGCCCACCCUAAAGACUAAGCUCUCUUUUCUCUUCCGUAGUCCACCCUCUCAUCUUCUCGGCGCUCAUGCUCAUCCCGUAACCAUCGCCGUCGCUUCUUCUCUUCCCCUAUCAGUGGUCAGAAAAGAAAAACUGCAGCUACUCCGCAGGUUUUGAUGGGCUGCUUCUUGAGCAAGAGCAAUGCGCAGGCAGAUAGCUUCAAUGACAUUAAAGAUAAUACAGCACCGUUGCCUGAGCAGUCAGUGGUUACAUAUGCGGCUGAAUGUGGACCAUAUUCUGAUAAGAAUGGAAGUCGUGAUGCACCAGCAGCCUCGGAGAUUGCUCAAUCAUAUGGAUUUAAGAGAUAUGAAUACCAAAAACUAGCAAAAGCAACUCGUUUUUUCUCCAAUGUACACCGCAUUGGCGAGGGUGGUUUUGGGAUAGUCUAUAAGGCAUCCUUAGAUGAUGAUGAUGUUGCUAUAAAGAAACUUAAAAUAGUAAAGCUGGAGAAUAAAUUGGAGGAGAUUGAGUACCUUAGCGUUGUGCGCCAUCCAAAUAUCGUUAAGAUGAUUGGAUACUGCAGUGAAGGAGAAGAUAAAUUGCUUGUUUUAGAGUUUGUUCCCAACAAGUCUUUGAGACAUCAUCUACAUGAUGAAGACAAGCUUUUGGAAUGGUCGAAAAGAAUAAAAAUCGCAAUAAACUCUGCCAGAGGAUUGCUUUAUCUGCAUGAAGAAUGUAAACCUAAAAUUAUACAUCGAGAUAUUAAAGCAGAUAAUAUUCUUCUCAGUGAUAAUUUUGAACCAAAGAUUGCAGAUUUUUCACUGGCGAAUUUUUUGCCUGAUACGGGUAAUAUUAACCAUAUCAGCAGUAUACUAAGGGGAACCAACAUUUAUGCAGAUCCAGAAUAUGGUGAUAAACAAAGAGUGUCAGAGAAAUCAGAUGUCUAUUCUUUUGGCGUUGUACUCCUAGAGCUGAUUACUGGAAGAGAACUUUCAGAUAAACAAGGCAAUACUAUUGUUAAUUGGGUAUGAUACUUAUAUAUAUACAUGCAUACACUAAACUUGUAUAUAUGUUUUUAGUUAAACAUAGAUGACGUGAGAGGUUUAUUUUUCAAA
Manihot esculenta (cassava) is the source of this 1338-nucleotide messenger RNA. Its product is annotated as proline-rich receptor-like protein kinase PERK15. The transcript has 6 exons. Gene Ontology annotation, molecular function: ATP binding; protein kinase activity. The record is from RefSeq and is a predicted model, not a curated record. Gene Ontology annotation, biological process: protein phosphorylation. Lineage: Eukaryota; Viridiplantae; Streptophyta; Magnoliopsida; Malpighiales; Euphorbiaceae. The coding region runs from base 400 to 1254 and encodes 284 amino acids.